AUGGACGAGAAACAGGCUCCUGGGAGGCCUAGUGGGAUCCCUCGAUUCUCGCGUCUGCCUCUUCCCAAGUCGACAGCCACUCCUCCCCCUCCUCCCCCUGCAGCAGCUGCUGCUGUUCGGCCUUCACCCUCGCGGGAGGGUUUGAACUCCGGUCUGAGGAAUCCUCGGCUUCGACCGGCCGCAUCGCGGGACCACUUGGGGCCAGCCGUCGCUCCUAAGCAGCCCGAACCUCGCCUGACAGCCCCGAAGCCACGGCGGGAGCUCCAGCCGCCCUCUGCGAGCAAGCCUGCGUUGAGAGCUCCUCCCGCCCCCGCGACGACGACUCUCAGGAGUUCCCGCAGCGUACCUCGACUGAAAUCGAAAGAAGCCGGCUUCCACAAGCCACCGACGCCUCCAGAUGAGACCGAACAGCCCACCAUCGCGCGCUCCGCCAGUCUGACACGUCGUCAAUUUGGAGCAGCUCACGCAGCGAACCCAGACUUCGAACCCGUCCCAGACCUACCCCCUCUGCCCAGAGACACGAGCCCACCGGCCAUUGUUGGCGAUGCCGAGUCCGACCUUCCGAGCUUCGAUACCCCGAGAGCAACGUCUUUCAAGCCCCGGCCUUCUCUCUCCGAACGGACGAUCGAAACCCUGCAGCAAUUGCAAUCUUCGCCCUCCCUAAGCAAGAAGACGUCGACUUUUUUCGACCCCGAUGGCACCAUUCGACCCCGUUCACGCGCCGGCAGUGGCCAUUCGCGACCCGGCUCAAGCUAUACAUCUGACGGCUCUGGACGUCCGGCCUCGCGUCACAGCAGACCCGGCUCCAGUUCCGGAACGGAGGAAAACCCUUUUGCGAAUGCUCGAGCGGUCGCCAACGCCCAUCGACAUCCUCUGGGGUCCAUGGAAGGCACCCCUUCUCGCCGCGUCUCUGGCAUUCGCUCUCUCCGGCCACCGACGCUGCGAGCCACGCCCCAAUCAUCCCCCUCGGCACCCUCAUCGACCUCGGCUUCGGGUAUUCCCAUCAACCAGAGUCCCAGCCCGACAAGAGCAACCGGCAUGAUGCCGCCGCCGUCAAAGACUGGCUCAAAAACCCUGGCUGCUCGUCCUCUAAAGCCCCGUGCCUCGGUCAACGGCCUGUACAAGAAGCCGUCUCUGCCAUCGAUGGGCCAGACCACUUCGGCUUCGGUUGCCUCGCCGCCUCCAAAGUUGACACCCAGCAAAUCGUAUGGAUCCCUGAGAAGGCCCGGCCCGUCAAAGAUCAGCGCCCCGUCACCGGCCCUAGCAGCUCCGACCGCCACAGAUGAAGAAACGGCAGCCAGGAAGUCCUCAAAUGCUCUGCGGGAACAGAUCGCCAAGGCCAGGGCGGCCAAGCGCGCGGCCGAUCGUCAAGCGGCGGAUGCAGCGGCAUCGGUUGCGAGCCCAGCGCCCAUUGCGGAAGCACAGUCAACUCACACCGAGCCUCCGAUCAUCCCAGAGGAUAAUGGGUUCGAGUUCGGCAUUGCCGUUACGACCGACGCCUUCAGUACCAACGACCCGUUCAACACCAAGCGGUCGGAUAACUCGCAGAAAAAGGUCAUUCAGCAGCGUCUGGUCGCCGCCCGAAGCAGUGGACGCCUCAACGUUGCCGCAAUGGGCCUCAAGGAGAUUCCCGUCGAAGUCUUGAAGAUGUACGACAUGGAGUCCAUGGGUACGUACGAUGGCUCUUGGGCCGAGACGGUCGAUUUGACAAGAUUUGUGGCUGCCGACAACGAAUUGGAGACCAUUGGCGACGACAUCUUCCCCGACGUUACCGCCGAGGAAUUGGCCCAGGACGAGGACUCGAAUGGCAACAUCUUUGGCGGUCUCGAAGCGAUGGACUUGCAUGGCAAUUCACUUAUUUCGCUGCCCAUGGGUCUGAGACAGCUCCCUCUUCUGACGUCUCUGAAUCUGUCCCAAAACCGCCUUGCCAACAACUGCCUCGAAGUCAUCACUCAAGUCAAGGCUCUCCGUGACUUGAAGCUCGCCAACAACCUCCUGCACGGUCCCCUGGAUCCCAUCUUCGCCAACUUGGAGAACCUGGAAAUAUUUGACCUCCACGGGAACAAUGUGUCGUCGCUUCCCACGGGCAUCGAGAACCUAUCCAGGCUGCGCGUUCUCAACCUCAGCGAAAACAGCUUUGAGUCGUUGCCCUUUGCAAGCCUUUCCAAGCUUCCGCUGACGGAGCUGAUCAUGAAGAAGAACAAGCUCACGGGAAUGUUGAUUGAAGAUGGAGUUGAAGCCCUUUCCAACCUUCAGGUGCUGGACCUCUCCUGCAAUCAGUUGACUCACUUGGUCCCUUCGGGGUCUACGAUUGGUCUUCCCUCGGUUCACCAGCUCAUUCUGUCCAUGAACCGUCUGCGAGAGUUGCCCGAUGUCAGCUCUUGGCCCAGUCUUAUGACCCUGACGGCGGACGAGAAUGCCAUCUCCGAGUUCCCGAGCGGUUUCACUACUCUUGAAAAGCUCAGACAUGUCGACUUCUCGGCCAACGAUAUCCGCGUCGUGCCGUCAGAGAUCUGCAGGAUGGACAGCCUGACUCUCAUUCGGCUAGCGGGCAACCCCUUGCGCGACAAGAAGUUCGUCUCGGCCACCACGGAGGAGCUGAAGGAGGUUUUGGCCGGUAGGCUCGAGCCGCCUGUCUCGUUUGAGGAGGAUGUCGACGCUGCCACGCCUGAUACUGCGCUCAACAACACGCUCGCGGAGCCCCAUGAGAUCCAUCCAGCCAUCGAAGCUGUGCCGGCUGAGGCCUUGGCCCGUGAUAACCACUCGGACGAGGACUCAUUUGCCACGCCGCCCACCUGGUCGCCUACUUCGCCUGCACGAGCUCGCUCGCAGACGCUUGCCAAGGAAACAUGGCCCGUCAAACAGGGCGUCUUGGACCGCUCAAACACCAAAUCAUCCUCUUUGCAUCCCGUGGUUUGCUCUAGGGUGGUUGCCGACAACAGGGUCAUCGAGAUUCAGUUGCACCACAACCUCUUUACCUGCUUCCCGAACUCACUGUCUUUCUUUGCCGAAUCUCUUGCCGCUCUCUCGCUCGCCCACAACCAGCUCGUUGGCGAAACUUACCUGACGGAGGAACUCGAUCUUCCGGUGCUUCGCGAGCUGAAUCUUGUCAGCAACCACAUCACGAGCCUCUCGCCCUUGACCACACAUUUGCAUGCUCCGCAGCUGGAGAAGAUGGACGUCUCUCUCAACCGCAUCACGGCCCUGCCGCCUGACCUGCGAGCCGUCUUUCCCCGGCUUGUUGUUUUGCUGGCGGCAAACAACCACUUGAUUGAGCUGGAUCCAGACACCAUCAGGGGCCUGGAGGUUGUCGAUGCCGGCAACAAUGACAUUGCGCACUUGAACCCCAAGCUCGGGUUGCUUGGUGGUAGCGGAGGACUGAAGCGCCUCGAGGUUUCCGGCAACCGCUUCAGAGUCCCCAGGUAUAACGUGCUCGAGCGAGGCACAGAGGCCACGCUCCGGUGGCUUAGAGGACGAGUGCCCGUAGCGGAAAUGGCUUCAUGGAAGGAGGGGCAAGGUGAUUCGGGCAAUGCCUCCGACACGAGCUUGGCGGACGUCGACUGA
Molecule: messenger RNA, 3564 nt
Organism: Colletotrichum higginsianum IMI 349063
Lineage: Eukaryota; Fungi; Ascomycota; Sordariomycetes; Glomerellales; Glomerellaceae
Product: Leucine rich repeat family protein
Exons: 2
Coding region: 1-3564 (1187 amino acids)
Molecular function (GO): protein binding
Source: RefSeq, a predicted model, not a curated record